Messenger RNA from Nannochloropsis gaditana CCMP526, 436 nucleotides. RefSeq names its product yth domain containing 2. The transcript has a single exon. Gene Ontology annotation, molecular function: protein binding. The record is from RefSeq and is a predicted model, not a curated record.
UCUGACGGAGAUCGGCCAUGUCAAUCGAUUGAGUGAACGGAUGGAUAGGGCUAUUUGGGACGCAUUUAAGGACGUGAAGAAAGGGUUUGACCCCAUUUUGGCGUUAGUUCAGCACGCUGGAGUGAGUGUCAAUUUUAGCCGGCCCGCAAAGGGCGAAACUGCGCUGAUGGCGGCUGCUUUCCAUGGCAAACUAGCAACUGUCAAGGAGCUCUUGAGUUUAGGCGCAGAUCCGUGCCUAAAAACAGCUGAUGGUCAUACGGCAUCGACAUUCGCCAACAAAUACAAUCACAAAGAGUGUGCAGAGUUGUUGGCGAUGCACCCUGUCGCGGUUCCCGCCCAGCGAGAUGGAGUGCGCCUCGGGCAUGCGAGGCAGCGCUAGUGGGUCUGUGCUGUCUUUUUCUAUAGAAAAGGACCUUAAGUGCAUGUCAGAUCUUUU